This is a messenger RNA of Nannochloropsis gaditana CCMP526, 726 nucleotides long. It is a transcript of the gene ISPF, whose product is annotated as 2-C-methyl-D-erythritol 2,4-cyclodiphosphate synthase. The record is from RefSeq and is a predicted model, not a curated record. The transcript has a single exon. Gene Ontology annotation, biological process: terpenoid biosynthetic process. Gene Ontology annotation, molecular function: 2-C-methyl-D-erythritol 2,4-cyclodiphosphate synthase activity. The coding region runs from base 1 to 726 and encodes 241 amino acids.
AUGUACAAUCGUCAAGUCAUUUUUGUCUUAUCCCAGCUGCCGCGCCGGCAGAUCUUCCUCCUCAUCUGCCUCAUCUCAUCGGCCCUGGCCUUCGUACGGCCUGCGACCGUGGCCCUACACAAUCAAUCUCCACAUUUGCAAGGGCGGGAUGGCAUUCACGAUGCUACGGCAGCCACGUCGACGCCUCCAAGGAAAGGUGCACCGCGCAUGUCGGCUUAUUCAGAGCCUGUCCCGCAGGCCACAGACCCGCCUUUCCGCAUCGGCCACGGUUUUGACAUCCAUAGACUGGAAGCGGGGCUGCCAUUGGUGAUAGGGGGCGUCAAAAUCGAGUUUGAAAAAGGGUCGGCCGCGCACUCGGACGGAGAUGCCUUGUACCACUCGGUGACGGACGCGAUUCUGGGAGCCAUCGGCCUGCCCGACAUCGGACAACUCUUCCCGGACACCGACCCGAAAUGGAAGGGGGCGGACUCGGCGCAGUUCAUGAGGGAGGCGCGCCGGCUCAUGACGCUGAGAGGCUACCGCAUCGGGAACGUGGACGUGACCUUGAUCUUGCAGAAGCCCAAGGUGAAGGACAUCAAACCGCAGAUGAAGGCGAAUCUGGUGGAGCUGCUAGGGACCGAGGAGAGCCGCGUGAACAUCAAGGCACGCACACACGAGCACGUGGACAGCGUGGGCGAGUCUAGGAGCUGGGUGGUACACGUGGUCAUACUCUUGGAGAAGGUCUGA